ACGCGUGCAGUCAGUGAAAAAGACGCGUCCGCUCCUUCUAGGGGAGCGCACAGCUUUGCAAGCAAUCCAGUGGAGCGAGAGAGAGAUAGAGGGGGAAAAAAGUCUUCGGGUUGUUGCACUUUCAAAUGAGUUCUUUAAACCUCCUCUAAUAUGCUGGCAUAGAUAACAGAUUUUCGUGUGGCAGUUUUGGAACAGUUUAUGGGACUAAGUGCGUAAAAAGGGGCAAGAGAAGCAGCCAGUCUGAGCCCAUAAUGCGGACACAUCAAGUCCGCGGCGCAGCGGACCCUAAGAAGCUGCUUUCAUGGAUCCACUAACUGAUUGAUUGGCUCUGAUAUAUUUUUAUUUGUUUAUCCAGAUCUAAGGGAAUUCUUUCGACUUCCUCAGUAAGAAGCAAAGGAUUUUGGAUUUUUAUCUUUUUGGGCGUCGAGGAUUUUUGUUAUUUCUUAGGGGAUGCGUGUUAGUUUUGGGAUAAAUUAGGAUAUUUAUUCUGUUUUUGUCCUCCAAGUAAGACUUUGCCAAGAAACUGUGGAAGGAAAUUAAACUUUCAAUCGCUGGAGAUAUUUGUCUAAUUGGAGUCUUAAUCGUCUCAACAUGAAGUCUGGCACACUACGGAUGCGCGUCUGUAUUUUCCUUGUGCUCAUAGGUUCGUUGGAAGGUUCCUCUGCUUUCAUAGCGCCCAUGGCCAACAUAUCUCUAGGAUUUCCAAGCACCAGGUCUGCACGUGAGGCCCAGUCACAGUGGGUAGACUGCAUCCAGGCCAGUGAAUUGUGCACCAACGAUCCUCACUGCAGCCCCUGGUACCGGGUGAUGCGCCAGUGCCUCGUGGGCAAGGAGAAGGAUGCCAUGCUGGAUAACAACCGAGACUGCAAGACUGCUGUGGAAGUUCUGCAUAAAAGUUCCCUGUAUUACUGCCGUUGCAAAAGGGCUAUGAAGAACGAGCUGCAGUGCCUACAGAACUACUGGACCAUUCACAUGGGACUCAAUGAAGGUGGAGAUAUGGAGGAUUCAUCUCCGUAUGAACCUGUAGCCCCCAACCGGCAACCUGACGUGUUUGGCUUGGCUUCCAUCUCUUCAGGGAUGUACACACUGAACCCAAAGCCCUUUCAGUGUCCAGAAGGGGAGAAAGUUUGUAACCCUUGCCUUGACGCGACCAAAGCUUGCAACCUGAACGGCAUCUGCAAGAGGCACCGUAGCAGCUACAUCACAACCUGCAGCAAGGACACCAAUAAAGGGGAGAGCUGCAACAAGAAGCGCUGCCACAAGACUCUGAGGGCCUUCCUGGAUCGCGUGCCCUCAGGGCUCAGCCAACGGCUCAUCUUCUGUCCCUGCCAGUCUGAAGGCUGUGCUGAGAGACGCAGGCAGACAAUAGUUCCUGAUUGCUCUUACGUAGAUAAGGUGAAGCCCAACUGUUUGGAGCUACGAGCAGUCUGUCGUGCGGAUCCACUCUGCAGGUCUCGACUGGCUGACUAUAUGACUAACUGCUGGAUGGCCCCCAACACUGUGGGAACCUGUCCCAACCAAGAUAAUCACCAAGCCUGCUUAAACUCUUAUGCAAGGCUCAUUGGGACGGAAAUGACCCCCAACUAUGUUGACAACAGCUUCACCAACUGGACCAUCUCUCCGUGGUGUGACUGUAUGGGCAGUGGAAACCAAGAGGAGGAAUGCAUGAACUUCUUGCGUUACUUUACUGACAACACAUGCCUAAGAAAUGCUAUUCAGGCUUAUGGUUAUGGAAUGGACGACACCCCGAUCAAAAAUGUGACUGCCUCUGAGCCCUCAGCAACAUCAAAAACAAGGAGUGAGUGGAUGGAAGGCAUCCCAGAAAAUCUUAACCCUGACCCUUCCUCCGCCCCGCCUAUUAGUAUUGAAAGGAACGGUGGCCUGGCCCUGAGAGAGGAUCGCUAUACCUCUCUGUGUGCCAACAUCUUGGCUUUGCUUCCCAGCCCGGCUUUGGCUUUGAUUCUGGCACAGCUUGUCUUGUAGAACUGCCAGGAGGAGGAAAAAAGAGGUCAUGCAUCCACAAGCUGAUCCCAAAAGCAGAAGGUGUCAUUUCUGAGACUCUUAAUAAGAAGGCAAAAUCUCUGGUGACAGUUGAUGCUGAAUGAAAUUUGUAAAAGCGAAAAGACAGAUGGAAAUUAUGAAAAUUGUACAACUGAGAGUUUGAGGUUCUUGUGACGCAUUGUCUGCAUAAAAGGCUCUCUGAAGGACCUUUGUUAGGGAAGGCCAUGAAGACCACUCAUUGACUGCCACUCACUGACUCCCCGAAACUAAAGCUGUUGCUAAGGCUUCUUCUCUUUCUCACAUAAAAAAGAAGUGAAAAUCAUUACAAGAAGAAAGGACUGACAAGAGAUGAAUUGCUACAGAGAUAAACAAGAGGAACAUGAGUUACAUACAACAAGGGAAACAAAGAAUGAGACUUUUUCUUUUGCCUUGAAUUGGGACUUGGCCUUACCUUCAUAUAAUAGACCAGAGCACAAAUUUAAAGGUGUUUGAUUUGGGAUGAUUACAUUCUGUCUUUUCUGCUCUAGAGUAAACCUUAAAAACUGUAAAGCCUUUUCAGUGUUCUAUGUGUUGGUAUAAUCUGUGACCAUAAUCAAUCUACCGUACAGAGCUUUCAUCUGGGUACCGCAGUAUAAUCCUUAAGCAGAUGGCAAAAGAACUAAACCUGGCAAUGUUAAAAGUUAAUGGUUCUGUGCUCAUCUAAGGUAAUGUUGUUGACUGUGGGUGUUCACCAUACGUCCACCUGCAAACGUGUUUAUCCAGUCUCUAUGUAUAUAAACAGCAUUUUCUGUCAUGUAAUUUAAUGAUAUCUUGUAUUUUGAAAAGGACAUUAUUGUAUGCUAAGAUUGCUCAGUAUAUGUACUGACAGAAGGCCUUCAUUAUCUGCAUUUAUAUUUGUCUAUUAAAGUUUAAUCACAAAUGUAUAAAGCGAUGAGAUUAAAUGAACUGUCUUUAAAAGCCAUAAUUCUUUGUGUGA
Molecule: messenger RNA, 2977 nt
Organism: Cyprinodon variegatus (sheepshead minnow)
Lineage: Eukaryota; Metazoa; Chordata; Actinopteri; Cyprinodontiformes; Cyprinodontidae
Product: GDNF family receptor alpha-2-like
Exons: 8
Coding region: 592-1983 (463 amino acids)
Biological process (GO): nervous system development
Cellular component (GO): signaling receptor complex; external side of plasma membrane
Molecular function (GO): signaling receptor activity
Source: RefSeq, a predicted model, not a curated record